Molecule: messenger RNA, 4199 nt
Organism: Pantherophis guttatus
Lineage: Eukaryota; Metazoa; Chordata; Lepidosauria; Squamata; Colubridae
Gene: CAPN1
Product: calpain 1
Biological process (GO): proteolysis
Cellular component (GO): cytoplasm
Molecular function (GO): calcium ion binding; calcium-dependent cysteine-type endopeptidase activity
Source: RefSeq, a predicted model, not a curated record
UGCUCGGCCUCGAACGGGCGGAGACGGGCGGCGAGGAGGUAGAGGGGGGUGCCCGAGCGACGUUCCUGCGCCGAAAAAAAACCCUUCCCUUGCCCUCCUCCGGUGUAAAGAUCGGGGCCUUUUUUACUCCGUCCUAGGCCGAGUCCGAGCGCAGGGAAUUUGAUUAUCUGGAUAAUCCACCAAGAUGUCGGAAGAGAUCAUCGUCCCAAUUUAUUGCACCGGGGUCUCGGCUCAAGUCCAGAAGCAACGGGCCAAAGAACUGGGUUUGGGGAAACAUGAGAACGCAGUCAAGCACUUGGGUCAGGAUUUUGAGAGGCUUCGCAGCGAAUGCCUGCAGAAUGGGAGCCUCUUCAGGGACGAAACCUUCCCCGCCACAGCCUCUUCGCUGGGUUUCAAAGAACUGGGGCCGAAUUCUUCCAAGACCUACGGAGUCAAGUGGAAACGCCCAACGGAAAUGUGCCGAAACCCACUUUUCAUUGUAGACGGCGCCACACGGACCGACGUCUGUCAGGGAGCUCUGGGGGAUUGCUGGCUGUUAGCUGCCAUUGCGUCGCUCACGCUGAACGAUCCCCUUCUCCAUCGUGUGGUCCCUCACGGACAAAGCUUCCAGAACGGAUAUGCUGGUAUCUUCCACUUCCAGCUCUGGCAGUUUGGCGAAUGGAUAGAAGUGGUGGUGGACGAUUUGCUCCCGACGAAAGAUGGCAAGCUGGUAUUUGUUCAUUCUGCCGAAGGGAACGAGUUCUGGAGUGCCCUGCUCGAAAAAGCUUAUGCCAAGUUGAAUGGCUGCUAUGAAGCCUUAUCUGGCGGAAGCACCUCCGAAGGGUUUGAGGACUUUACAGGCGGGGUGACCGAGUGGUAUGAUCUCCAGAAGCCUCCCAGCGAUCUCUUUCAGAUCAUUUUGAAAGGCCUGGAGAGAGGAUCUCUUAUGGGAUGCUCCAUUGACAUCACGAGUGCAUUUGACAUGGAAGCGGUCACUUUCAAGAAGCUGGUGAAGGGCCAUGCUUACUCGGUCACCGGAGCUGAGCAGAUCAGCUUCCGAGGACAGCGCGUCAGCCUGAUCCGGAUACGAAACCCGUGGGGAGAGGUAGAAUGGACGGGAGCAUGGAGCGACAGUUCUGGAGAGUGGAAUGCGGUGGAGCCGGCUGUGGGGCAGCAGCUGAGAGUGAAAAUGGAGGAUGGGGAGUUUUGGAUGUCCUUCCAAGAUUUCCUCCGCGAGUUUACCCGCCUCGAGAUCUGCAACCUCACUCCCGAUGCCCUGAAGGCUCGCAAAUUCCGAAAGUGGAACACCACUCUGUACGAUGGCACCUGGCGACGGGGGAGCACAGCUGGGGGCUGUAGGAAUUUCCCAGCCACGUUCUGGAUUAACCCGCAGUUUAAAAUCCGCCUUGACGAGAUCGAUCACGACGACGAGGACGGGCGGAGAGAGCCCGGCUGCAGCUUCCUUUUGGCCCUGAUGCAGAAACACCGUCGCAAAGAGAGGCGGCUCGGGAAGGACAUGGAGACCAUCGGUUUUGCCGUCUACGAGGUGCCCCCGGAGUGCAAGGGGCAGCCGUCCGUCCAUCUGAAGCGGGAUUUCUUCCUCUCUAACUCUUCCCGGGCCCGAUCGGAACAGUUCAUCAACCUGCGGGAAGUGAGCACUCGUUUCAGGCUGCCCCCCGGUGAAUAUAUCGUGGUCCCUUCGACUUUUGAGCCCAACAAGGAAGGAGACUUCGUACUUCGUGUGUUCUCAGAGAACAAAGCCGGGACGGUGGAGAUGGAUGAUCAGAUCCAAGCCAACCUUCCUGAUGAGAAAAUACUUUCAGAAAGUGAGAUCGACGAAGGCUUUAAACAGCUGUUUAAGCAGCUGGCAGGGGCGGAUAUGGAGAUCAGCCCACGAGAACUGCAAACCAUCCUCAAUAGGAUAAUUGGAAAACAUAAAGACCUGCGCACCAAAGGAUUCAGCUUGGAGUCCUGCCGAAGUAUGGUGAACCUGAUGGAUAAAGACGGGAAUGGAAAACUCGGCUUAGUGGAAUUUAAUAUCCUUUGGACUAAGAUUAAAAACUAUCUGGCAGUCUUCCGGAAGUUUGAUUUGGACAAAUCGGGAAGCAUGAGUUCCUACGAAAUGCGAAUGGCUCUGGAGUCUGCAGGUUUCAAACUGAACAAGAGACUCUACGAGUUGAUCAUCACUCGCUACGCGGAGCCCGACCUGGCCCUAGAUUUCGACAACUUUGUCUGCUGUUUGGUGCGGCUGGAAACCAUGUUCCGAUUUUUCCAAGCCCUGGACACGGACAAAGAUGGGAUUGUCACGUUCGACUUGAUUAAGUGGAUACAACUGACCAUGUUUGCCUAAAAAAAUAUACGGAUCACGUCCCGUGCAAAUUCUUUGGACUUUUUCUUCUCGCUGGACAUUGUAUUUUGAAAGUGGAGGAGAAUCUUACCUGCAAGUGCCUUGCGUUAACGCUUUUCGCGGCUUCUGUUCCAAGUAGAGGGAAACACACAAACACACACAGACACACACACAAAAAAACACACUUCCAAUUUACCGUUGUUUCAUUUCUUAUGUGGGCUCCUACCCAGUUCUGGGGACCUGAAAGCAGCUUCGUUUCAAACUUCUGUUUUGAAGAACCCCUGUUGUGAGGCUGAUCAGGAAUCGCGCUACGAUUCUGCGAAAGCCACAAAACGGCCUUGCGACACAACCGAACUGGAGUUUCUAGCAGCAUUUGUCAGGUUAACAAGAUUUUGGGGGGGGUUACUCUUGGAUAACCCCAGCCUUGGCAAAGUAUAAAUUACAGGUAGUCCUCAACUUGCAACACUUUGUUUAGUGACCAUUCAAAGUUAUAGGCGCUGAAAAAAAAAAGAUUCGCUUAAACAAUCGUGCUGCUGAUUUAACAACUGCCGUGGUUCACUUCGCAAAUGUGGCAAGGGAAGAGUCGUAAAAUGGGGCAAAACUCACUUCCCGAAUGUUUCACUUAGAAACAUAAAUUUGGGGGUUGAUUGAGGUCGUAAGUCGAGGAUUAGCUGUACCUGGAAAACUGACCCUUUUUGGGGGGGAACUGCAAAAUUAUAGGCCAAAAUAUAUAUUUAAUCUUGCUGAUGGUGAACCAAGCCUCUUUGCCAAUUUAUCAUUGAGCACUUCAACCUGUGACUCCUUUUCAUUUUUUUUUUAAAUACUUCCUCAACUUACAAUCGUUUAUUUAGUGGCCAUUUAAAGUUACAACAGCACUGGGGGGAGGGAAACUUACAACAGGUCCUCGCACUUAUAACCACUGCACCAUUCUUAUGGUCAUAUGAUCAAAAUUUGUAUUUAUGAUGGUUGCAGCAUCUGGAGGUCACAUGGCCGCCAUUUGCGACUGUCCCAGCCAGCAUCCGCCAAGCCAAAUCAAUAGGGGAAGCUGGAUUCACUUAAUGACUGCCCGAUUCGCUUAACCACUAAAGAGGUUCUCUUAACAGCGCUGAAAAAGAAGGUUGCAAAAUUGGGCGCGGCUCGCUUAAACAAUCCCCUUGCUUAGCAACGGGAACUCUGCUCCCACUUGUGGUCGUAAGUCGAGGACUACCUGCAUUUAUGGCUAAGAGAAUGGCAUGAUUGCUGGUAAACUCAAGUGACCGACGAAAUGACCUACUUGGCAUUAUGUCCAUCCUUCAAAUUUCUCUUACAGGCCAACCCUCCUGUUUGCCAGGGGUGUUAAAACCAGGAAUUAUCUCCAUCCUUGGUCCCCAGCGGAGCGAACAAUAUUUCAUGCCUUUUGUUAUGCAUGUGUGUGUUUAUAUAUAAAUAUAUAUAUAUAAUAUAUAUAUAUAUAUAUGUAAUUUCCCGGAAGCUUCUGGAAGCAUUUCGGGGCCUAAUCAACCUCCAGGCCUUUGCGGGAAGAUUUUCCUUCCUGCCAAGGUGAGUUUGGGAAACCCAGUGCCUAAAGACUUCAGCUGUUACGCACUCCUUGCCUAUCUAAUGCGCUUGCUGCCAAAUAUUUUAUAAGGAGAGUUUGCGUCAUAGCCCCCCCAUCCGGGGUUAGUGGUACCCCCUUAUCGGAGAACCUCGAAAGCCUCGGGAACCACUUCUUGGACACGGUCCCAUGUUCAGGACUUGGUUUUUAACUUCUCUUAAAAGUUCUCUGGUAUCGCCCCCAUUUAUGUUCUUAUGCGUGUUUUUUGUAUGGUAGAAAUGGAUUUUACUUCCAUGCCGAAAUAAAAGAAACUGUGGUAAUGCUUAACACACCACUACA